GAGUGUCCCCCCCCUGCUGUCUAUUUUUGCUGUGGAGUAAAUUAUUUGAGGUUACUUCAGGCGAAUAAUGUUAAAAAUCUUGCAUUUAUUUGAAUGAUUCAUAUUUGCUAAUUGGAGUAGGCGUGAAAUAUAUUUUUUUUCAACCAUGGCCACCGUAUCAAGUGCACCAGCCCCGGGCAUGCAUCAAAUAGAUCUAUCUAAGCUCAAUUUACAGCAGUUGGCCCAACUUAAACAGCAAUUGGAUCAAGAAAUUACUGUAUUUCAAGAUUCAUUACAUACUUUGAAGAUAGCCCAGGGAAAAUUUAUGCAAUCAGGUGAAUGUGUUGAGAAAAUGACUCCUGACAGCAAAGGAAAAAGUAUACUUGUACCAUUGACCGGUUCUAUGUAUGUCCCCGGCACAAUAUCAGACACAGAGAAUGUGCUCAUUGAUAUAGGAACUGGCUAUUAUGCUCAGAAAGACAUAGCCGGUGCUAAGGACUACUUCAAGAGGAAAGUGACAUUUGUCACAGAACAAAUGGAAAAAAUCAAAAUGCUAGGAAUAGAAAAAUCAAAGGUUCACAAAGCUAUCUGUAUGAUGAUCGAAAUGAAGUUGCAAGCCCAGAUGCAAGCUGCGAAACCAUCUACUUCAUAAAAUAUUUCGUUGUUUCUAAGUAACAAUUGCUUUACCAUUUAUGUAGCCUUGUAACACAAGGCUUUAUUUAAUAUAGCAUUAGAAUCUUGGCAUUUACGCUACACACUGCCUACAGGUAUAAUCUGAUCACAAUUUUAUAUGGAGUAAUAUAAAUCUUAUGGCGAAUUGUAAGAAGUUUUUAUGUCUCCUAGAAUACUUUUUCACAUAAAUGUACUGAACUUUAUCAUAAUAGUCAUAGGCUAAGCUAAGCGAGAUUCUAAUGUCUUAAUUUUAUCAUUAAAAAUAAUAAUGCAUUUCUGUUUCCGAAUAUUUGAUAUAUUAAUAAAAAAGUGUAUGACUUCAUUUAGUUAAUUGAUCACAACUUUGUUAACCUCUCUCUUUUGGCAUAAUGUGUUUGAUAAUAAAUUAAUAUCAGUAUUCUCUAUUGAUUUUACUCACUAACAUUUUAAUUUUUUUAAUACUUUAGAAAUUAAAAAAAAGUGGCUAUAAGCCAUGUUUCUUUUAAUCAUAUUGAUAUGUUAGGCAGCAAUAAAUUAUUUGGCCAUUGUAUUCAUGAUCAUUCAUUUAAGCACAAACAGAAAAUGGUUAAGAUUUUAGAGGUUUUAAGAUACAUACAUACUUAUUAAUUUCUUACCUUUUUAUGGGAUUAUGUAUGUAUGUUCUACUAUAAUAAUUUCUGCUGUGAGUGGAAUGUAACUAUUCUCCCAUAACCAUGUACUCAUUAUAUUGAAAAAUUACAACUA
Molecule: messenger RNA, 1374 nt
Organism: Helicoverpa zea (corn earworm)
Lineage: Eukaryota; Metazoa; Arthropoda; Insecta; Lepidoptera; Noctuidae
Gene: Pfdn5
Product: probable prefoldin subunit 5
Exons: 3
Coding region: 146-631 (161 amino acids)
Biological process (GO): regulation of DNA-templated transcription; protein folding
Cellular component (GO): cytoplasm; prefoldin complex
Source: RefSeq, a predicted model, not a curated record